This is a messenger RNA of Eruca vesicaria subsp. sativa (arugula), 1125 nucleotides long. The record is from the annotation of a GenBank genome assembly. NCBI's taxonomy places the organism in Eukaryota, Viridiplantae, Streptophyta, Magnoliopsida, Brassicales, Brassicaceae.
AUGGAGGGUGUGAUAAAGUCAAUCCAAGGUCUAUCCGCCAGUCCCGGCGACUUAUCUUCACUCCACCGUCUUCUUAAAGGAGCCGAGGAGACGCUCCGAAGCGAAUCGGAUCUCCAAAUCUGUACUCUUGACCAGCUCGACGCUUCCAAGCAUUCUCUCGGUUACCUCUAUCUCCUUUUAGUAUCAGUCUCCCCAAGUGCGAUUCUACAUCAGCUCAGAGGAGCUUCAAGAGCUGGUGAACAAUCCAGGAUGGUCAGAUACAUGCUCUUAUCAACCAGAAAGAUGGAAUGGUCAGAUUCUUGGAAUGUUAAGAAGACUGUCUUCGAACACUUUGAGGAAGAUCGUUACAGGCUCUUUGCGGUCGAUCUUUUGGGGUUCGGGGAAAGUCCUAAGCCAAGAGAUAGUCUCUAUACGUUGAGAGAUCAUGUAGAAACGAUAGAGAGAUCUGUCAUCAAGCCGUACCAGUUAGGUUCAUUUCAUGUGGUUGCACAUUCAAUGGGUUGCUUGAUUGCUCUUGCUCUGGCUGCUAAACACUCAACCAUUGUUAAAUCAGUUACUCUUGUCGCACCGCCUUAUUUUCCUUCAUCACUUGAAGAAUCAGUCUUGACUCGAAUCGCUGGAAAGCGACUGUGGCCGCCAUUAGCGUUUGGUACUGCGGUCAUGUCGUGGUAUGAACAUGUUGGAACCGCUGUUCCUUCUUGGAUGCAGUUUGUACACGAUUUCCACCAGCAUCCCUUCUUAUGCCACUUCUCACUCUUGCUUGGUUGUGCCCUACCAAUAUGGAUGUCUUCUGGGUUCAAUGACCGAGCUUUAUCCCCAUUUGCCGGGAUACUCAGCCUCGGGAUUGGAGAUACAAUGGCAUCAAUGGUUGGUCACAAAUAUGGGGUGUUAAGAUGGAGCAAGACAGGAAAGAAAAUGGUAGAAGGAACAGCAGCGGGAAUAACAUCGAUGAUGGCAGUGUGCUAUGUACUGGUCCCAGUAGUAGCAUCAAUGGGUUAUAUACUAAGCCAAGGAUGGUGGUCGCUUCUUGUUGCGGUUACAGCCACGGGAAUGUUGGAAGCUUACACGGUGCAGCUAGACAAUGCUUUUAUACCUCUGGUCUUCUACUCUCUCCUCUGCUUGUAG